Molecule: messenger RNA, 2466 nt
Organism: Dictyostelium purpureum
Lineage: Eukaryota; Evosea; Eumycetozoa; Dictyosteliales; Dictyosteliaceae
Exons: 5
Coding region: 1-2466 (821 amino acids)
Biological process (GO): small GTPase-mediated signal transduction
Cellular component (GO): cytoplasm
Molecular function (GO): GTPase activator activity
Source: RefSeq, a predicted model, not a curated record
AUGUCAUUUAUUUCAUGGAAAAAUAAAACAUCAACACCAGGUUCACCAAUAAAUUCGACAUUACAAAAUACCGGUAAUAAUAAUAACAGUAAUAAUUUAAACAAUAGUAGUAAUGGUACACCAACAAAUUCCAAUACAUCAACACCAAGCAGUAUUAGUGGUUUGGGACCUCUUGGUUCAUCAUCGUCAGCACCAACAUUACAAUCAACAGGAGGCUUUACAUACACACCAAGUUCUGCACCAAUGUUUAAUAGUGCAUCAAAUUUAAAUAGUGUUAGCAAUAGUACAGGUAUUCAAUCACCAACAUUGUCCUCCUCUACAUCUUCAGAUUAUAACAAUAGUACAGUUGGAAGAGCAAAUUUAAUUGAUACAUCACAAUUCAAUAACAACUAUACUCAGUUUGGUGGUCAACCACUUGUUCCACACUCUGAUAUUGGUUCGGCAGUUUUAAAUAAAUUUUCAAAAUAUCUUUUAACAAAAGGUUAUAAUUUUGAUGGUAUUUUUAAACCACACCCAGAACUAGAAAAUGAAAUUCAAACUGUUAAAAAGAAUUUGUUAAAAGAUUUAAGUUUAGAUGCAGAACAACUUCAUAUUCCAACUUUAACUCAAAAUCCAUAUGUUAUUGCAGAAUUAUUUAAACAAUAUUUAUCAUUGUUACCAGAACCUCUGUUUUCAUUCCAUUUAUAUGAUAGUUUUUUAUUAACUCAUUCGAUUUUAUCACCAUUGGAUAGAAUUUGGGCAUAUAGAUUUUUAUUAUUAUAUUUACCAAUGGGAUUUAGAGGAGCUAUCAAAAGUGUUUUAACAGUUUUACAAAAGGUUCACCAAUGUAGUGAUCAAACUAAAAUGAAUUCUGAAAGCUUAUCUAAAAUUUUUUCAUCUGUAUUUUUAAGACCCGAAGAGCAAAUGUAUUAUAUGAAAUCCGAUCAACAAACCAUUGAAGAAAUUGUCAAACUUUGGAUUGAAGAGUAUGAAACAAUAUCAAAACCACCAACUGGUCCAAAUUCAAGAGUUUCUACAAUUUUAUCAUCAAUCCCCCCACACCCUCAACAACAGGCACCAAAUUUACAACAAUUUUCAACCUCCCAACCCCCACAAACUUUACAGCAACCAACCAUUGGUUUAUAUAAAAUUGCAGGUUCAAACUCAUCAAAUAAUUUACAAUCUAAAUCUCCAAAACUAUCCUUACCAACCAUUCCAAAAGAUGAUCAUCAACAAGUUACAAUAGUUAAAUCUAAGCCAGUAAUACAAACAAUUGAGCCAAAAAAACCUAUUGAACAACCAAAAGCAACCCAAUCACAACCAAUAAGUAUUCCUAAUAAUAACAAUAAUAUUAGUAAUAAUAAUAAUAAUAAUAAUAGUAGCACAACACCAAAUAGUAGCCCAGGUAGUUAUAGAUUAUCAAUGUUAAUACCAUCAUCAUCAUCAUCAUCACCAUCUGCAUCAACUAUUUCUCCACAAGAGGUAGAAGAAAAAGUAAAUAAAAUUAAAAUUUCAAUCGAUGCUACAGUCAGUGAACAAACCCUUUUACAAGUUAAGAAUCUUCUUAAGAGUAUCGAAAAAGAUUUUAAUUAUAAUAAUAUUAUAAAAUUCUCGACAAUCCUCAGAGAUGCUAAAAAGCAUAUGAACGAAUCAGCCGAAAAGCUUUUAGGGCUCAAUAAAACAAUCAUAAGAGAAUUUAUUCAAGAGUAUCCAAAACCAUUAUCCUACAAUCUUUUAGUAUCAUCAACACCAAUUCUCGAUAACAGUGCACUUGGUGAUCAAGAAAAGAAGGCCAAUGAUUUAAAGAGGGCCUCUCAGGUUGCUUCUGAUGAAAUUUCAGAUUACAUCUAUUUCUUUAAAUUAAAUGUUAGCACAUUCGAAAACAAAGAACAGGUUAUUGCAACAGCUCAAAUUUUUUCCAAACUAAAGUCAAUUCUAGACUCACCAGGUACUUCAUUAUCUGAUUUAGUUGCUAAUUAUAAUAGCACUGGUACCAUUGACUCUUCAUCACCAAAUAGCUCCCCAUCAUUAGCCAGAUUCAAUAACAACUUUAACAAUAUACCAAUUUCUCCAUCAUCACAGGUUAAUAAUAAUAAUUAUAAUAUUGAUAAAUCAACAGCAAGAGUUAUCGAAGUAUGUACAGAGGAAAUUAAAGUGAAAAUUGAUGUAAAGAAAAACAAAGUCGAAAACGCAGAUAUAAAUCAAGCUUUUGAAAUAGGUAAAAAUAUUAGAAUUAUAAAAACAACUUUAGACGAAUUAUAUAAUGAAUGUAAACUUGCAUUCCCACCAGAAGUUAAAGCCCAAUCUGUUCCAGGCGAGGAUCAAUUAUCAACACUCAGAAAAGCCUUACCUAUCCUUUUUGAUAGAUUCAAAACUCAAAUUGAUUGUCUCUCUCAAAGAAUUUUAUUAAACAAUUGCACAUCCAACGAAGAACAAAAUUUAAUUAUGGAUAAAUUAUUAUUUAUUAAUAGACAUUUAAAAGUUUAA